This is a messenger RNA of Sardina pilchardus (European sardine), 2014 nucleotides long. RefSeq lists its product as uncharacterized. Bases 71 to 685 code for a protein of 204 amino acids. The record is from RefSeq and is a predicted model, not a curated record. The transcript is spliced from 5 exons. NCBI's taxonomy places the organism in Eukaryota, Metazoa, Chordata, Actinopteri, Clupeiformes, Clupeidae.
AUCAGAGCGUCUUCACUUAUAGGUGUGCUGGAUAACAGUGUAUGUGUAUCAACAGUGGGCUGCAUUGACAAUGAGCAUUUAUGCUCUGCUGUUCCUGAUGGAGGUGUGUCUGAGUGGGUCCUCGGAGGCUCUGACGGAGAUGAAAGAUGUUGAGUGCUACUCUAACGUCCGCCUGCCUUGUGAGGCAGGGCGUGUCGGCCCCAAGUUCCGCUCCCUCACCUGGUACAAGGUACCACCUGUCACUUCUACUUCUUUGCAGAACCGGACAGGUAUCCUGAGGCUGAGGGGGGGUGAAACCACACUGUAUAAUUACACCCGCCGGGUUGCCCUCGGACCAGAGGGGCAGUUGAUCCUGCCCCGGGUAACACCCAACGACACUGGCACCUACGAGUGCCUCCUGAGGGCAAAUCUCGGGGGGCACAAUCUCGAGUCGUCCGUCUACCUCUCUGUGAAUGCCUGCAUUGAGCCAGUGACAGAGGCGCCCAUUGGCAAGGACUGGACCGCUGCAAAGAGCCCCCUGCUGGACGUGUUGGAGGUGCCCGCAGGUUGGGCUGCCCUCGCCUUCAUUUCCCUAAGCCUCCUCAAGAUCAUCUUAUGCCUGGUGGUCAUCAAGGUGUUGGCCAAGAUGAGACCUUCCCAGAGCUACCGAGUGGGAAGCAGGAGGUCAAACAAGUCACAAACAUGAAGCCCAACACCAGCAGACAACAGACACACAUGUAGCUGGCUGUGGGCUGCCAUUUUAUAAACUGGAACUACUGUAUAUGCUCCCAACUCUGGCUUAUUUUACAGCAACAACAACAGUAACACUUUGCAUUUUUCCAGUCGCCUAAAAUGCUUUGCAGUGAUAGGGGGGAACGUCACUAACCAGCACCAAUGAGUGGCGGCCACCUAUGAUGCACAGCAGCCAUUACGCACCACAACACUCACCACACACAUGGUUGAGGUGAAGAAUGAGAGUGAAUGAGUGAGCCAAUUACACGGGGGGAUGAUUAAGGAGUCAGAGUGAGCCAAUAGACUUCUGAAGUUCGCCUACAAAAAAGCUACCAUCUUUGCCCAAAUAAGGAGAUCCGGUGUCUUGACAUUUUUUUUAUGGGAAAAUAACAUGGGGAUUUUCAAUUAUUGCACCUGUUAAACUCUCGUGGGGAUGAUGACAUUGGAAAUACAGACGUUUUUUGCUACACAGUUUUGUCCACUGCCGUCUAGUGGAUUCUGUGAUCUUCGGUAGGUGAAGAUGGCACAUUUUGCUACCCCAGAGCUAACUUACAAUGCAACUUGCCAUAGGCAGUUAGCUUCAAUUAACUCCCGGAUCUCCUUAUAUGGGCAAAGAUGGCAGCUUUGGAUCCUUUUUGUAGGCGAACUUCAGAGGUCUAUUACACGGAGGGAUGAUUAAGAGGUCAGAGUGAGUGUGCCAGGUUGGGAAUUUACUCAGAACACUGGGGAACCCCCUAGACUUUGCGAUGUUUGAGUCCACAUCCCACCAACUGGCACAGCGUCCCUUUCACUGUGAUUGGCGGAACGAGUGCCACCUACAGUACUAGCCACCUAUCAACACCGCCUCUUGGAGCAACUUCAUUUUCCAAGGAGCUCUAACUCAGCAGAGAAGACACCGUUUGCAAAUUCUUAUUGGAUUGACACAUUUCCCCCACCCUUUUGCAGAACAGUUAACACGGAUGCCAUUCACACAGUCGAAACUUCAUUGUUUUAGCUAUGGUAACCAAACAGACACCAUCUGCUCCUAACUAUUAGAAACUACCUACAUCAUCUGUAGGAUUCACUGAAGCACCUUUUUAACACUCCAUCACACAAAUCUUCAAUUAGCAAUCAGUCUGCAGGCAUCUGCAGCAUCUGUCUUGUUAUACUGUAAUAGAAUUUAUUUUUUUAUUUCUUAUACUCUAAUAGAUUUUAUUUUGGUUUACCAGAACAUGUAUUUUGGGUAAUAGUUAUUUUUUUUCUGUUUCAUACUAAAAAAAAAAAAAAAAGAAUAAAUGGAAUUAAUAAAAUUAGUAUCAAAGCA